Sycon ciliatum is the source of this 2370-nucleotide messenger RNA. RefSeq names its product RNA polymerase-associated protein RTF1 homolog. The record is from RefSeq and is a predicted model, not a curated record. Gene Ontology annotation, cellular component: Cdc73/Paf1 complex. Bases 95 to 1975 code for a protein of 626 amino acids. Gene Ontology annotation, molecular function: RNA polymerase II C-terminal domain phosphoserine binding; DNA binding. Lineage: Eukaryota; Metazoa; Porifera; Calcarea; Leucosolenida; Sycettidae. The transcript has a single exon.
UUGAAAGGUGUUGUUGAAAGUUUGCUUGUUUUGAGAGAAGUUCGUUGGCGUUGCUUGCACUUCUUCAGCUGCUUGUGAUGCUCACGUUGUAGGAAUGUCGUCGAAACGUCGCCACGAAUCUGAUUCAGAUUCGGAUGGAUCUGAAUUUGAGCAGGAGUUGUUGGCGCUAGGUGGCGGCGGUGGUGCUGGAGCAAAUGCACCUACUGCAGGAACUGAUCAAAAUGAAGAGGACGAUGAAGAGGAAGGAGACGAAGAAGAAGAAGAGGACGACGACGAAGAAGAAGAGGACGACGAUGACAACCAUGACGGUGUAAGUGGAGAUAUCGGAGGAGAUGAUGACGAUGAUGACGACGAUGACGGCGUUGAGUCACUUCAAGUCGACGAUGGCUUGGAUGACAAAUUGAUUGGAGACGAAAGUGACAGGAGGCGCUUGGAUUCUAUGACGGAAAUGGAACGUGAAGCCGAAAUGUUCCGUCGAUAUGAAAAGCGUGAAGCCCUUAAAACUCGGAUGGAAAUUGAGAGAAAACUUCGUGCCAUGAAGCAGAAGGGUGCGGGUGGUGCGAGCAGUCAAAAAGAUGGCCGGCGUACACUGCGUAAUCGCUCUGCUAGUAAGUCAGCUGACAAGAAGGCUGCAGCGAUGGAGGAAUUGCGUGCAAGGCGAGCAGCAACUACGAAACGGAAGCGGAUCGAAGCGCCUGCUCCAUCGGCCCGCGUUGAUUUCCGCGAAAUGUUCUCAAGCUCUAGCUCCAGCGAGUCGUCAGACGAUGACCAGUCUGAUACCCGUUAUGACUCGGGCAGUGAUGAGGAGUCAAGACGCCGAGCAGCGCAAGAGGAGUCUGAGAAUCGUCUGCAGGUGUCCAACAGGUCUGUGCUGUCCACUAUUCGCCUAUCUCGCCACAAGUUGGAGCAGUGGGUACACAUGCCCUACUUUGAGAAGACCGUUGUUGGCUGCUAUGUCCGUAUCGGCAUUGGAACGUUUGGUGGCAAGCCGGUGUAUCGUGUUGCCGAGGUUACUGACGUCGUGGAAACCGCAAAGGUCUACUCAAUGGGGGCAACGAAGACGAACAAGGGAAUGCGACUUCGUCACGGCGGUAGCGAGCGUGUUUUCCGUCUUGAGUUUGUCUCGAAUCAAGACUUCACAGAAACCGAGUUUCAGAAGUGGUGCACCGAGAUGAAGUCUGCUGGCAUUCGAUUCCCGACCGUUGGUGACGUGAAAGCUAAGCGGAAGGAUGUCGAGCAAGCACUUCAGUAUGAACUGAAUGACAAGGAUAUUGAGGAGCUGGUUGCAAAUAAGAAUCGCUUUCGUCAGAAUCCCACUAACUUUGCUGUUCGGAAGAACAAGCUGCUGAUCGAUUUGGAAGAGGCGCGUGGCAAGGACGACGCUGACCAUGUAGAAAAUCUCCAGCAUCAAUUGGCUGAACUGGAAGGUAAGGCCGAAGAGCUAGACAAGCAGCGCUCCAAGGGCCUAACAGCCAUCAGCUACAUCAAUGAGAGAAACCGAAAGAGGAAUGUUGUUGAGGCGGAAAAAGCCCUUGCAGAAGAGCUGGCUGAGGAAACUGGCGCACCAGAUCCGUUCACCCGUAUGAGUUCCAAACCUAUGCUUGUCACGAAAACUAAGGAGAAUACUGUUUCGUCGGCUAUUCUAGCUCAGCUCGCUAAGGCACAGAAAGACAAGGAUGGUGACGCAAUCAAGAAGAUAGAAGAGGCUGCUAAAGCAUCCACAGGCGACGACAGACGAGUCAGUGUCGAGGAUCGUCGCGCCAGUAUAGACGCCGCCACUCCGGACAAGAACGCUCCGUCAGAUGACUUGUACGCCGCUCACAAUUUCGACAUCAUGAUUGAUCUUCCUUCCAUGGCCGACUCGACAUCGUUGCCAAAGCCAGUCAUGGCUGUUCCGUCCAAGCCGGUUGCCUCAUCUGCUCCCAAACGCUCUCUGGACUUGGAUGCAUACAAGAAGCUACGAGGUUUAAUUUGAGUCUAGUUGACAGGACCUGCUGUACAUACUCUACUCUGUAUAUAGAUUUUCCCUGAUUUGUGUUUGUGUGUGUGUGUUUGUGUGCCGGUUUGUGUGUGUGUGUGUGUGUGUGUGUGGGUGUGGGUGUGUGCAUUGUACGUACUGUUCAGUGAUAUUGAUCUCAUUAUUGCAUAUUGCUUUAUCUUGUAAGUGUACAUUGCUGAUUUUGUUGUUUGUAUGAUUUAGGUUUUGCAUCUUCUGGUCUCAUUCGCCUUUUUCCCUGACCAGAUUGCAAAGUGGCUUUUUAAAACAAUGUGCUUUGAAACUUUAAUUCUCUAGGCCUCAUAGGCUACGUGUAUGCCGUGGGAUACCAAAAUAACGUUAUCUCCCUUCAUGCAUUCAUUUUUCAUAUUUUA